UCUAUAAAUAAGGGUAGCACGUGAAGUUAAGCUUCAGUGUAACAAUACUCGCACUCGGUUUUGGUUCUUGUUACUCUCGCGUCAAUACAUUUGAAACAUGGACACUGACGAUGAUCAGAAAAUGGCCAUGCUCCGCAAGGCUUUCCAAAUGUUCGACACCACCAAGUCUGGUUACAUCGAUGUCCUCAAAAUUUCCACCAUCCUAAACACCAUGGGUCAACUGUUCGAUGACUCUGAACUGCAGGCCUUAAUUGACGAAAAUGACCCCGAAGGCUCGGGCAAGAUCAACUUCGAUGGUUUCUGCAACAUCGCUUCCCACUUCUUAGAGGAAGAGGACGCUGAAGCCAUGCAACAAGAACUCAAAGAAGCUUUCAGAUUAUACGACCGUGAAGGCAACGGUUACAUCACAACGUCGACGCUGAAGGAGAUCCUGGCAGCGUUGGACGACAAGCUCAGCAACGCUGAUCUUGACGGCAUCAUCGCUGAGAUUGACACUGACGGCUCCGGAACUGUUGACUUCGAUGAAUUCAUGGAGAUGAUGACUGGCGAUUAAAUAUAUUAAUUUUAUAUACAUAUAGCAUAAAUGAUUAGAAUAUAUUUUAUAUUAUUUUAAGGAGUUGCAAGACUUCGUUAUAAGUACAAAUCGAAUGCGGUAUUAGCAUGAUUGUAAAACACAUUGUAGACACAUUAUGGUUUAUCUAUCUUAUAGAUAGGCAUUAGUUUUAUAACUUAAUUGUUGUGAUAUUCAUUUAAGUUUUCGUUCGUAGAAAUUAUUUAUCUAAUAAUUUUCAUAGAACGUUAAUUAUUUUAAACAAUUUUAUGCUAAUAUUUAUAACGCAUCGUAUAACAAAUCUGAAAGUAUUCUAUAAAAUUACAACGAUAAAAAGAAAA
Messenger RNA from Papilio machaon (common yellow swallowtail), 891 nucleotides. It is a transcript of the gene TpnC25D, whose product is annotated as troponin C. The transcript has 5 exons. NCBI's taxonomy places the organism in Eukaryota, Metazoa, Arthropoda, Insecta, Lepidoptera, Papilionidae. The record is from RefSeq and is a predicted model, not a curated record. Gene Ontology annotation, molecular function: calcium ion binding; enzyme regulator activity. Bases 98 to 553 code for a protein of 151 amino acids.